This is a messenger RNA of Notolabrus celidotus (New Zealand spotty), 485 nucleotides long. Its product is annotated as histone H4. Gene Ontology annotation, cellular component: nucleosome. Bases 15 to 326 code for a protein of 103 amino acids. NCBI's taxonomy places the organism in Eukaryota, Metazoa, Chordata, Actinopteri, Labriformes, Labridae. The record is from RefSeq and is a predicted model, not a curated record. Gene Ontology annotation, biological process: nucleosome assembly. Gene Ontology annotation, molecular function: protein heterodimerization activity; structural constituent of chromatin; DNA binding. The transcript has a single exon.
CUGAACUUGUAAACAUGAGUGGAAGAGGCAAAGGAGGAAAGGGACUCGGUAAAGGAGGCGCCAAGCGUCACCGUAAAGUCCUCCGUGAUAACAUCCAGGGAAUCACCAAGCCCGCCAUCCGCCGUCUGGCUCGCCGUGGCGGAGUGAAGCGUAUCUCCGGUCUCAUCUACGAGGAGACCCGCGGUGUGCUCAAGGUGUUCCUGGAGAACGUGAUCCGUGACGCCGUCACCUACACCGAGCACGCCAAGAGAAAGACAGUGACCGCCAUGGAUGUGGUUUAUGCUCUGAAGAGACAGGGCCGCACUCUGUACGGCUUCGGAGGCUAAACUCUUCAGUGUCCACAUCAACGACAACAACAUCAUCAACAUCAACCACAACAACGGCUCUUUUAAGAGCCACACACUGAAUCAAUAGACUGAAAUUAUCCUACACUGUUUAACACGCACUCUGUACGGCUUCGGAGGUUAAAGUCUUCAGAGUCAACA